Molecule: messenger RNA, 2487 nt
Organism: Galeopterus variegatus (Sunda flying lemur)
Lineage: Eukaryota; Metazoa; Chordata; Mammalia; Dermoptera; Cynocephalidae
Gene: BEND3
Product: BEN domain containing 3
Exons: 3
Coding region: 1-2487 (828 amino acids)
Biological process (GO): rDNA heterochromatin formation
Cellular component (GO): heterochromatin
Molecular function (GO): DNA binding
Source: RefSeq, a predicted model, not a curated record
AUGAACUCAACUGAAUUCAGUGAAGAUGUAGAAGAAGUUCUAAAAAAUAACACUGUGAAAGUGGAGACAGAGGCUGAAGAUGCUGCCCUGGACUGCUCAGUGAAUCCCAGGACUUCUGAGAAGCACCCUCUGGACAGCAUCUUCACUGCCCUGCAGGAGUCCAGCAAACGAAAGCAGCCGGGCAGUGAUGGCCAGCCAGACUCUGUCCCCAAUGUGAAGAGGAGGCGGCUGAUACCCGAGGCACUGCUGGCGGGCAUGCGAAACCGUGAGAACAGCUCGCCCUGCCAGGGCAAUGGAGAGCAGGCCAGCAAGGGCAGGAACUUGGGCUCCACAUGGCCCGGUGAGGAGGAGCCCUGCAACGACAUGACCACUCCUUCCUACAAAAAGCCUCUGUACGGCAUCUCACACAAGAUCAUGGAGAAGAAGAACCCUCCCUCAGGGGACCUGCUCAACACCUAUGAGCUCUUCGAGAAGGCAAACCCCAGCAACAGCCCUUCCCCACUGCGGCUCCUGAACGAGCCACAGAAGCGAGACUGUGGCAGCGCUGGGGUGGCCACUGACAGUGACCCCAACAUCUACUUCCUGAUCCAGAAGAUGUUCUAUAUGCUCAACACACUCACGUCCAACAUGUCGCAGCUGCACAGCAAGGUAGACCUGCUCUCCCUGGAGGUAAGCCGCAUCAAGAAGCAGGUGAGCCCCACUGAGAUGGUGGCCAAGUUCCAGCCGCCCCCCGAGUACCAGCUCACAGCCGCUGAGCUCAAGCAGAUUGUGGACCAGAGCCUGUCGGGGGGAGACCUGGCCUGUCGCCUACUGGUGCAGCUCUUCCCUGAGCUCUUCAGCGACGUCGACUUCUCCCGAGGCUGCAGUGCCUGUGGCUUUGCUGCCAAGCGCAAACUGGAGUCUCUGCACCUGCAGCUCAUCCGAAACUACGUGGAAGUCUACUACCCCUCAGUGAAGGACACAGCCGUGUGGCAGGCUGAGUGCUUACCCCAGCUGAAUGACUUCUUUAGCCGCUUCUGGGCCCAGCGAGAAAUGGAGGACAGCCAGCCCGGCGGCCAGGUCACUGGCUUCUUCGAGGCCGAGCAGGUGGAUACCAGCCACUUCCUGGACAACAAAGACCAGGAAGAGGCCUUGUCUCUGGACCGGAGCAGCACCAUCGCCUCAGACCACGUGGUGGACACACAGGACCUCACCGAGUUCCUGGAUGAAGCCUCCUCGCCCGGCGAGUUUGCCGUUUUCCUACUGCACCGCCUCUUCCCCGAGCUCUUUGACCACCGGAAGCUGGGUGAACAGUACAGCUGCUAUGGGGAUGGUGGCAAGCAGGAGCUGGACCCGCAGAGGCUGCAGAUCAUCCGCAACUACACGGAGAUCUACUUCCCCGACAUGCAGGUGGAGGAGGCCUGGCUGCAGCAGUGCGCCCAGCGCAUCAACGACGAGCUGGAGGGCCUGGGGCUGGACGGCGGCAGCGAGGGGGAGCCCCCGCGGGACGACUGCUACGACUCUUCCAGCCUGCCCGACGACAUCUCCGUGGUCAAGGUGGAGGACAGCUUCGAGGGCGAGCGGCCCGGCCGACGCUCCAAGAAGAUCUGGCUGGUGCCCAUCGACUUUGACAAGCUGGAGAUCCCACAGCCCGACUUCGAGGUGCCGGGCGCCGACUGCCUGCUCAGCAAGGAGCAGCUGCGCAGCAUCUACGAGAGCAGCCUGUCCAUCGGCAACUUCGCCUCCCGCCUGCUGGUGCACCUCUUCCCCGAGCUCUUCACCCACGAGAACCUGCGCAAGCAGUACAACUGCAGCGGCUCCCUGGGCAAGAAGCAGCUGGACCCUUCCCGCAUCAAGCUCAUCCGCCACUACGUACAGCUGCUCUACCCCCGGGCCAAAAACGACCGCGUCUGGACUCUGGAGUUCGUGGGCAAGCUGGACGAGCGCUGCCGGCGCCGGGACACGGAGCAGAGGCGCUCCUACCAGCAGCAGCGCAAGGUCCACGUGCCGGGCCCCGACUGCAGAGACCUGGCGAGCUAUGCAAUCAACCCGGAGAGGUUCCGAGAGGAGUUUGAGGGGCCCCCGCUGCCCCCCGAGAGGAGCAGCAAGGACUUCUGCAAGAUCCCCUUGGACGAGCUGGUGGUCCCCUCGCCCGACUUCCCGGUGCCUUCUCCCUACCUGCUGUCGGACAAGGAGGUGCGUGAGAUCGUGCAGCAGAGCCUCUCUGUGGGCAACUUCGCCGCCCGGCUCCUCGUCAGGCUCUUUCCCGAACUCUUCACCGCCGAGAACCUCCGGCUGCAGUACAACCACUCGGGGGCUUGCAACAAGAAGCAGCUGGACCCCACACGGCUGCGGCUCAUCCGCCACUACGUGGAAGCCGUCUACCCCGUGGAGAAGAUGGAGGAGGUGUGGCACUAUGAAUGUAUUCCCAGCAUCGACGAGCGUUGUCGCCGCCCCAACAGGAAAAAAUGCGACAUCCUUAAGAAAGCCAAGAAGGUGGAGAAGUGA